UAUGUCGCACAGUGGGUUAUGUAGCACAUCUUUCUUCAAUAUAUCUUGUAUAGCGCAACGCGCUUGUCAGUUUGUGCAAGCCUUGUUUGACAGCGUCUACGUAAACAAACUACAAUUGUGGACCCUCCGAAGUAAACUGUUGAACUUACAAGAUUUUACAAAAAAAUGUCCAAACAAUUUGUUGGGUUUUCUGACGAUGACAUCUUCAAGAUCACUCGACAGGCGGGAGGCAAAGAGGCGGCAAAAGAAUUGUCGCGUCCCCACAGCAGGCAACCUAAAGCACCGCCGGGUGCGGUAAAAUUUGUUCCACCACCAUCAACAGUAAACAAUGGCAACCUGAGUACAGUUAGCUGUGUCGAUACUAGCAUUUAUCCUCAACAUCCAAUACAACAAGCUGUUGCCUUUAAACCUGUGCCGGUAAUGAUGAAUGCCCCUGAGGAUGAGUCGAUUUUGGUACUUCCGAACCAACCAACAACGGUGGGCAGAAAUUCCGAACCAACCAUUACUAGCAGUACGCCAGGUGUGGCCGGUUUGCGAACAAAUCUGAACGAUGUGCUAACUCCGUUCAAAGGCAUGUCGUUGAAGGAUUUUGAACAGCAGCGAAAAAUGAUGGAAGAGCAGAAUAGACAGAAACGCGAUAUUCUUCAUAAAGCUAUAGAGCAACAUGCCCAAAAAACAGCUGCGGAAGCUAGCAAAAUCCAGGAGAUUAAAUCAGAACUCAGCAAACUAGACUCCGAGCUGGCAUCGGAUGUAGCAAUUUUACGCAAACAAAUUGAUGCGGCGAGCCUGCAUUUUUCGAGCGUUGAAAAAAAUUAUCUUACCAUAGAGAAUAUGUUUCUGAAAGCCAAGGUAGACCUUCAUCAAGCGUUGGAAAAGAAGGAAAUGUUAACCGAACAUUUGUGUGCAAUCAUUUCCCACAACGAGGAGCGGAAGGCGAAGCGUUUGUCAGAGCUGAUGGAAAAGGUAGGUAUUUCGGUGAACGAUACUUUUGACGAUACUCUCAAUGGAAAGAACAGCACUGGCGCAACCACGGACACAACCACGGAACCGGACAGCAUCCAAUCGACACGCAAUUAAUGUUUCUUACUAGAUAGGUUAACUUUACGCUGUGAUACAGCAUACGAAAGGUGACAACAGCACUAACAAAACAACCAAAUCGGAUGACAACAACAACAAACACAAAAUCUCGUUAAAAUGUAGUCGCUUUGGACUUACUGUUAGUACUCUGUCAAGACAAAACACUCAGCACGAUUCCGGCACAACUCUUGCCUUUAAUGCAUUUUAACACAUUAAGCUAUACUAUGCAUUUUAAAAUCCACCCCUCCGUUUGUAUCUUACAACAAAGUAGAGAUAAAAAGCAACACAAAAUAAAAGCAAUGUUAGAGUUAAAGAUUUGUUUAGUACUCACAAGCGCGCACACAGAACAGUAUUGUAGGCUGUUGCAAUUGUGAAUCAAGCCUAGCCAGAGGAUGGAAUGGUGAUUUGAACAGACAAUAAACGAUAUUAUACAUAUUUUCUAUAACAUUUUACACGAAACUUAAACCGGUUUCUUUUCUCACAGAGAAGAGGAUACUAGAUAUUCCAGCAAAUGAAACGAAACUAUUGCAAAUUUAAUAGUAACGCAAGAGGCAGUAACAUGGUGGCGUAUUUCUUGUUUUGUUCAAAAGAAAAACAGAAGAGUAUUUAUAUUCAGGUUAAAAGAUAUUUGAUUGUAUUUUAAAGGCGGUACAGCAAAUGAUGCUUGUUUCUAUGGCAUAGAUUAUAAAUAUGUAAACAAAA
Anopheles funestus (African malaria mosquito) is the source of this 1779-nucleotide messenger RNA. RefSeq names its product RAB6-interacting golgin (gene Gorab). The transcript is spliced from 4 exons. Lineage: Eukaryota; Metazoa; Arthropoda; Insecta; Diptera; Culicidae. Gene Ontology annotation, biological process: non-motile cilium assembly. The record is from RefSeq and is a predicted model, not a curated record. Bases 166 to 1077 code for a protein of 303 amino acids.